GGCUACAUUUUGACUUAUUUGAGGUGAGAAACUCUACUGACUUGAGGAAAUAACAAAGGUGAACAAGGGUGUUGUUCGUUUUGAUCUUGCCACAUUGUGUCUUUGGUAACAAUCAAGAUUAAGCAAGGUUGCACUGUAUAAGAACUAACUGUACCUAAUAAUUAAUACAGAAGAUUGUGAAUCAUAAUUAAGAUUAGUAGAACAUUGUGAUAAAAAUGAACAUCCAAGGGAUGAAUAAUAAUAAUAAAAAUAGCAUUUCCCAUUGCAGAAGUUGACAGUCUGCUGACGUUCCCCAACUGAGUAGGCCCCUCCCACUGAGCUUUGUGUGCUUGAGAGACAAUUACACUGUGCUUCACUUCCGUAUGUCCUGUUUGGAAUCUUUCUGCUCUGUUCUCAGAUCACUUUUCAAGACAUGGCAGAAGGGGGCUUUGACCCUUGUGAAUGCAUCUGCAGUCAUGAGACUGCAAUGAGGCGCCUCCUCAACCUGCUCAGGAAUUCUCAGUCCUACUGCACAGACACAGAGUGUCCGCUGGAAAUACCUGGGCCAAGUGGUGAUGGUUCACUGGGUGGGGUAGGAGAGCUCACUCUUCCCAUGAUUGCGAUGGGAUGGAUGGUGCUAGCUCUAAUGCUGUUCCUGCUGCGCCCUUCAAGUCUCAGGGGUCGCUCCUCCACAGAGAAACCCAGCGGACCAUACAAUAGAGAUGGAAGAGAGCCACCAGCGCCUCCUGUUGACUAGCAAAGGAAGGGCAGUGCUCAACCACCUGCUGUGACUGGAGCUGCACAUUGUCAAGCUACAGCAGGGAUAAUACCAGCUCCACGUCAACUUUCAUUUUAUGAUCUUGUUUUCUUUUUUCUUUUAUUCUAUUUACUUUGUAAAGUAGAGUAGAUCUUUUGAUUUCCCUCCCUAGAAACCAACUGAUGUGUAUGGAUUUUAGGUUAGUUUGUAAAAAAAAUGUUUACAAAAAACAAUUUGUAUAGUCGUAUGUGUUUAAUAUUAUAUACACAUAGUUAUGCUGCUAACCUACUGUAUAGACCUAAGACCUAAAAAAGGAUGCAUCAGUUUUAACACAAUUCAACUCUUUGGUAGGGAGGGUGUCACAUCUUGAAACAGUGCCAGUUAGAAUUAUCAGCAAAAUGAUAAAGUAGCCAGCCACACUAUUUGUAAUUGCUAUUUGUUUGUAAUUAAAUGUACUCUUACAUUUUGUGCUAAUGUAAUUCACAUUUAAAUUCAUUCCAUACAUUUAUGGCCUGUAAAAUAAAGACUACUCAAGAAA
This is a messenger RNA of Dunckerocampus dactyliophorus (ringed pipefish), 1274 nucleotides long. RefSeq names its product small integral membrane protein 14 (gene smim14). The coding region runs from base 413 to 736 and encodes 107 amino acids. The record is from RefSeq and is a predicted model, not a curated record. Lineage: Eukaryota; Metazoa; Chordata; Actinopteri; Syngnathiformes; Syngnathidae. Gene Ontology annotation, cellular component: endoplasmic reticulum. The transcript has 4 exons.